GCCGCUGCUGCAAUUGUGACGUCAAUUAUUUGAACAAUAUAUAUGAAGUCUCUCCGCCUUUCAUCUGGACUUAGUAGGCUAACAUUGUGGGUGUCGAGUUUCAAACUUCAGAUCCGAAACUGUGUCAGCCAUGAACUCGCUAGUGGAACUUGCGGUCAUUUUGUUAACCAUAGGAACGCUGACUACCGGCGAGAGAACAGCUCUGGAAUCGAACGUCAACAGUAUGUUUGGAUCGUGGGGGGAUGAGCAACACUGUCCAGAUGGUAGCUUCGCUAUUGGCUUUAUGAUCAAGCAAGAAGGGCCACAAGGCAGGGGCGACGACACCGCAACGAACGGCGUGCGCCUGCUUUGUGACGACAAUGACCAUACAUCGGUGACGUCGAAGGUCGGUGACUGGGGCAACUGGAUCGCCGCGGAGACAUGCGGCAACGGUCGACGCCUUUGGGGCUUCAAACUGAAGGUCGAGGAAAACCAAGUCUUUAGGGACGAUACCGCAGUAAAUGGCGUCAGCUUUAUCUGCGGGGGAGGCGAGAUACUCGAGUAUCCUGGCAACUGGGGUCACUGGAGGGACUGGCACUACUGUCCCGUGGGACACGGCAUCUGCGGCAUAAAGACGAAGGUGGAAGGGAAGAAGAUUAUGAUCUUUAAUACGGACAACGUGGCGAUGUCAGACAUGACAGUCUAUUGCUGUCCGAUGGCCUGCCUACGGAGUGACUGCGGCAACCAACCACCUGCGUAAAACAACCAGGCUUGCGAUUUUUACGAAGCUGGACCCAUAUUUUUGAAGCAAUCUUAGCCUACGAAAUCGUAAAAACCAUCGUAAGCUAUGACAUCACUAUGGUGUGAGCUGUAGUGACGUCACAAUCUACGAUGGUUUUAUAAUUUCGUAGCGCUAAGAUGGCUUCGAAAAUGUGGGCUCUGUCUUAGGGCUACGAAUAUAUCGUAAAAAACUCAUCGUAGGCUAUAAAGUCACUACAGCACACGGCAAAGUGACGUCAUAGUUUACGAUCGCUUUACGAGUUCGUAGCUCUAAAGAUAGCCUCUAGGGAUUUUCGAAGCAAUCUUAGUCUAGAUCCCCCCCCCCCCAAAAAAAAAAAAAAAAAAACACAAAAAAAACCCAACCAAAAAACAAAAACAAAAAAACCUCGUUAAUAUUUGAAACGUGCGAGUUUUUAAAGGGACAUACCCUAGUUUUUAAACACUAACGCAUAAUUUUGACUAUUAUAACCGUUUUUGAUAACUUAAAUCAUACUUUAGUUAGAUUUUAUUGUUUAGAUUAUCAAUUUCCGUACAU
Messenger RNA from Gigantopelta aegis, 1294 nucleotides. RefSeq names its product vitelline membrane outer layer protein 1 homolog. NCBI's taxonomy places the organism in Eukaryota, Metazoa, Mollusca, Gastropoda, Neomphalida, Peltospiridae. The transcript has 3 exons. The record is from RefSeq and is a predicted model, not a curated record. Bases 131 to 739 code for a protein of 202 amino acids.